Messenger RNA from Anopheles funestus (African malaria mosquito), 1476 nucleotides. It is a transcript of the gene AIMP2, whose product is annotated as probable aminoacyl tRNA synthase complex-interacting multifunctional protein 2. Lineage: Eukaryota; Metazoa; Arthropoda; Insecta; Diptera; Culicidae. The record is from RefSeq and is a predicted model, not a curated record. The transcript has 4 exons. The coding region runs from base 215 to 1195 and encodes 326 amino acids. Gene Ontology annotation, cellular component: aminoacyl-tRNA synthetase multienzyme complex.
UCAAAUGUUGCCAUUUGGCGUUUAGUUUGCAUCAGCAACACGCGUGCGGCGAAGGAAUAUGAAAAACUAGUUGAAAGUGAAAAGUAUUUUUCGAGCAUAGCUGUUUUCUCCGACCUUUCCUCGGUUGAGUGAUAUGGUAAUUGUCUGGCGGCGUGCGUAGAAAGUAGAUGCGUUAGAUUCGGUCGUAUAAACAUCACCACAACAGUGCUCAAAAAUGUAUCACCUGAAACCGGUGAUGGACCAGAACGUCGUCUGUGAGGUUCCUUCCUGCAUGUACACCCUGAAGCCUGUCUGUACGUUUUCGUUCGACCCGAAAGCGUUCACCGAUAGCAAGACUGGAAUUGCCGGCGUUACCGUCGAUCCGAUGUCGAUCGAAAUUGAUAAUUUACUGCAAAAGGCAGAAAACGACGAGCUAAGAAUGUUGGCAGAAAGACAGCAACGUGUCCUGCAGCAGCUGGCGGAACUAAAGAAUGAAAUUCUGUCGUUGCGCACUGAACUGAAACUAAAUGCUAAAGGACCUGUUCAACCGUCCACUAGUUCGCUGAAGUCUAACGAUAAUUUGAAGGCAGAACCCAUCAAUGUGACCUAUCUGCAAGAUUUUGUGGUGAAUGCUAGCCCCGAAUACGUUCCUUACAGUUUGCUGGCGCUAAAGAAUUUGUGGAAGGAUAGGCUUAAUUUGCAUGUGGAAUGUUUCACCCAUUCUACCGUACCAAAGUUGAGCGACGAAGCACUAAAUUUCCAAAAUUCUAUAACGAACAACGCAUCGACUGGAUCGAACCUUCCCCAGAUCAAAGUGACGUUAAUUUGGAAGAACGUUGGAGCGUACACCGAAAUGAUUACAUCUCCGACGUCGUAUGUUCCGAUUUGUGGUGAGGUGAACAUCCUUCGCUAUCUGUCGCGCUGUGGUCCGAGCGAGUUCAACUAUGAACAGCAGGACAACGUGGUUGAGGUUGAUUCCAUCCUGGAUGCGUGCUAUCUGCUCCUCAACAAGCAAAACAUUAAACAGCGCCAACAGAUCUUACGAACGCUUGGAUCGAAAUUGGGCAAAGCUUCCGGAUUCGGCGGUGCUGACUUGUCCCUGUGCGACAUUGCGUUUACCAGCGCGGUAAAGCAGGUGCAGCGUACGAUCGCGAAAGAUAUCAAUCCGAAUAUGGCUAAGUGCAUGGGUCGUGUGGCAACUACGGUGGGCCUGUAAAAUUGAUGCGUGCCGUUUGACAACAUCCACCUGCUUUCGCUGUACAAAUACCGUCUGGAAUUGUGUUCGUGAGUGUUGAUCUCCUUUAAAUCGAUAUUUAUUCUCUUUGCAUUUGCAUUACGAUUUUCCGUGCUACUGUAGCACAAUGCCACAGGAAAGUAGACAACCGGGUAGAAGGGGUAAAACACAUUAGCGAUGGCGUGGUAUGCCUAAAAGAAAACAGUCCGAUAACAGCAGAUAAUAAAGUAAUCAGUUUUAUUUGCUAAUGAUCGUUACAAAUA